Molecule: messenger RNA, 3926 nt
Organism: Anopheles coustani
Lineage: Eukaryota; Metazoa; Arthropoda; Insecta; Diptera; Culicidae
Gene: p130CAS
Product: breast cancer anti-estrogen resistance protein 1
Exons: 6
Coding region: 1-2697 (898 amino acids)
Biological process (GO): cell migration; cell surface receptor protein tyrosine kinase signaling pathway
Cellular component (GO): cytoplasm; plasma membrane
Molecular function (GO): protein binding
Source: RefSeq, a predicted model, not a curated record
AUGGACCCUGUCCCGCAACCAACUGGCAGCGUUUUUCCGGUGCGUCCCUCGUUGGAUCACCUUCUCGCAAUGGGAGACGACGAGGAGGAUAAUGAGCCGGAAGGGCAAACCCAAGAGCCCGAACCGCAGGCUUCUGAUGAAGGUGAAGUGGUGGAUACGGACAUAACAACUGUAGAUCCGUUGCCCGAGAAGUUGGAAGCUGCGAAUGAACAGGAUACCACCGCCCAGGUGGACCAGAAUGACGUCGACGACGAUGAACCGUCGGAAAUGACGGAACCGCAGCAACAGCCGGAUGCGCAACAGUCCACAAGAUCGGCCAAUCAGCAGCAGAAACUACUGGCCAAGGCAACCUUCGACAACAUUGCCGAAACUACGGACGAGCUCGCCUUUCGCAAGGGCGAAAUACUGACCGUCAUCGAAACCGACACGAACGGGCUGAAAGGAUGGUGGCUCUGCCAGCUAAGGGGUCGUCAGGGUAUCUGUCCGGGUAACAGAUUAAAAAUUAUUCAAUCGCACGACUCGGGCUGCUUCACGCUAUCGCCCGCCUCGUCGCCCUGCCCCACGAUCGACUCGACCACCAACCUCAACAGCCCGAUCCCGAGCGAAAUCUACGAGAACACGUCGCUCUGCAGCAACAGCAGCAUCAGCAAUGGCAGCCAGCGGCAGGGCAAACGUCGCUCCUGGCACAUCAUGCCCAAUAAGGUUCUCACGCCGCAAAAAUGUGGAGACGUCUAUCUGUAUGAUCUGCUGCCACCGUCGUCGGUAUCGCGCGGAUGUUCCAGCCCGUACCAGCAGCAGCAACACCAGCAACACCAGCAACACCAGCACUCAGCCCCCGCUGACGCGCUCGAUACAUACGACGUCCCAAAGCCGGCAGUACCCGUUGGCGGCGGACCCGUCGGCUACGAUCCGCACCAUCCGCUGCAGCAUCAGCACAGUCGAACCUCCUGGACCCGAACACCAUCGUACCUCCACGGCCAGCACCAUCCGGCACUGCACCUCCAUCAGCCCAACUCGCCCUCGCUCUCAUCGCCGUCACCGUCGGCUUCGCUGAGCUUCCCCCAUCCGCAUCCGUUCAACCACCACAACCACCACCUACACCAGCAGUACCCGCACCUUGCGCCAGGAGGCACCGGCUACCGGAUGGAGGAGUCGUACGACGUGCCCCGAUCGUUGCUCUCCCAGCAGCAGCACCUUACACCGAGCAGCUCCAAUUCGUCGCUGCUCACCUCGGACAGCUUCAGUCUGUCCUCCUCGAACCGCUCCUCGCUAGCGAACAUGCCCGACUACGACGUGCCACGGCGUAACCCGGUGUCGGUACGCUCGACACCGCCGCCCCCAACCGGCGUGUCCUGCUCCGGCCCGAUACCACCCGGUACACCGCUGUCCGCGAACGGGAGCUUCACCGCGAGCCACCACUCGAUGUCGAUGUCUUCGUUCGGUAGCAUGUCCACGUACGACGUGCCACCGAGUCACCAGCAGAGCUACGUGUCGAAGCUACAGCCACCGACGACCCCGGCCCCACCCAAAGAACUCCCGCUCGAGCUGUCCUCCGCGCUGGAAACGCUCGCAAGGCUGCAGAACGAGGCCACUACCGCAGUCACUAGGUUAUUAUCGUUCGUUUCACCAAACUGGAGGGUAAAGGAAAAGCUUGAUCCUAUUCUGAUGGAUCUGAAGUUGGCAGCGGUGCGCCUCCGAACGGCCCUUCACGAUCUUGCCGAGUUUGGCGAUGGGGCACUGGGAAAUGCAACCAAAGCGGAAGACAAAGGUUUGGCGCAAAAACUGAAACCUCUCGUGAAGGCGUUGCGUGAUGCGGAUAAGCUCGUACAUGAAGCAUCGCAAUGCCUGGACGCCCAGGGCUGGACCCUGGUGACACUGCAGCGCCCGGAAGCGACACAAAAACUGCAGCAGCAACUUCCACCGGACAGUCUCGAUCAGCUGAUCGCUUGCGCACAAACGCUCACCGAGGAUGUCCGCCAGACCGCUUCGUUCAUUCAGGGGAACGCGACGCUCCUCUUCAAACGAUCGCCACCGACCGUGUCCGCACCGACCACCCCGCAAACACCUACCGGCGGUGGCAAACCCACCGGCGGGCCGGGUGGUGCCGGCGGCGGCGAAUGGCCGGAGGACUACGAUUACGUCAGCCUCGAGUCGAAGGAAGCGUCGGCCCGCACGAACGCCGAAAUCUGCGACGCGCUCCCGCACGAUCUGAAGAAGAACUUCGAAAAUGUGGUCCGGAAUGCGGCGGACGCAGCCGCCGCCAGCGUCACCGAGCGGCCGGCUGCGGCCCUCGACCCGAACGACAAGUCCGUGCUGGUAUACUACGCGUCACAGACGGUCACCCACAUGGGCUACCUGACGCAGGCGAUCGAUGCCUUCCUGCAAACGGUCGAGCACAAUCAGCCACCGAAGUUCUUCCUCGCGUACGGCAAGUUCGUCGUACUGAGCGCGCACAAUCUCGUCAACAUCGGCGACAUCGUGCACCGGAACGUGUCGCGCGAGUGCAUCAAGACGCGCGUCCUGUCGUGCGCCGACGCGCUCUCCGAGGCCCUCAAGACGUGCGUAGCCAAGACGAAGAAGGCGGCCCAGAACUUCCCGAGCGUGACGGCCGUCCAGGAGAUGGUGGACUCGGUGGUGGACAUUUCGCAUCUGGCGAGCGAUCUCAAGAUUGCGAUGCUCGAAGCGGUCCAGCAGUGAAGUGCUGACCUCGCUUACCUAGAUCUCAUCGCUGAUCUUUUCUGUAAUCGUCGUAGCUGACGGAAGCAAGAAAGAAUACGAACAGAUAUCUACAUCUAACCUUCGCGACGAGCGGGCCCGACGGAGGAAGCAGAACCGUGUGGUGCCCACGAGCGCACAUGCUUUUCGAUGUGUGCAUUUAUGCCAAAUAUUUAUCGAACCCCAGACCCGGAGUUUGGAUGCCGGAGGGUUUGGCCCCGCAAGGCAAAACGAAAACAAACAGAAACAGAUUUCCUUGGUAACCUACCGUAAAACCCAACGUUGCAGCUGGUUUGUUCUUCAUUUAACGGGAAAAAAAUUCGUUAAAGUCCCCACGGAUUUCGUUGUAAAUAUUGUACAUUUCAUAUUUAAGUUUGCGUUAAGUUGACGUUACGAGAAACAAUCAUUUUCCGUAGGCCCCAUAGGGAUCCUCCUUCCCUUCUGGUUAGGUUAUUCUGUCCCAACACAAACACACAAGAGUGCGACUGCAAAAGACACAAGCCAAAUCAAUUACAAACUGCCAUCACCAUUUCACUCCAUUUUAAUCGUGACAUAAACAUAAAACCAACCUUCAUCCGCAUGGCAAUAGGAAAAUCUCAUAAAACUGAAGCGCGACGUAAUACCAAUAGAUCGGAAGGAAAAGGAGAGCAAAUGGAUGAAGGAGAAAUCAUAGUCAAGGGUUUAAUAAAAUAUUAUUGCUCAAACGUAAACCGCGCGAAGCGGAAGGAGCAACAGUCGUAAAGUAAGUGUCUAAACUGUGAAAGGGGAGCAUUGCUAUGUAUGUUACUACACGAAACGAAGAAAAAUCAUAUUACAUUAAGAAAAUAACAUAAUAAACGAUUUGCAAUUGAGUAACAAUCGUCUCUCAUAGAGUGUUCUCGAGACGGGAUGAAGUGCAUCGAAAAUCAGGGUUAAACUUAAAACGCGUAUCGACGAACCGAAAGUUUCCUCUCGGAAAUCUUCACGGAAAAGCAGACGACCUUCGCCGUUGAUUUAAUACUUAAAAUCCAUCUUAAACGUCAUGAAAUUGCAUUUUAUCCCGGAACAACAUCAUUUCUCUCAUUUCCCAGUUUCCCUGUCAGCCCAUGGCAACCAAGUCAGAAAUAGUAGGCUGAGAAAGAAAAACGGAUUCUUCGGAUGCCAAUGAGAACGUCGUGAAGUAUUCGACGGAACUAAAUUACGCAAAAUAAAUAAACAUCGGUAUCGGCUGU